This is a messenger RNA of Asparagus officinalis (garden asparagus), 2773 nucleotides long. RefSeq names its product diacylglycerol kinase 1. Lineage: Eukaryota; Viridiplantae; Streptophyta; Magnoliopsida; Asparagales; Asparagaceae. Gene Ontology annotation, molecular function: ATP-dependent diacylglycerol kinase activity. The record is from RefSeq and is a predicted model, not a curated record. The transcript has 8 exons. The coding region runs from base 264 to 2462 and encodes 732 amino acids.
GAUGAAAUGUCCCGCGGGAUCAGUUUAAAGUCGUGGCUGCGAAAAGGCUUAGGCGUCGCAAUUGAUUAAAAAUAAAGUUUUGAUUAAAGCGAAGGUCGAUGGGCGGUGGGUUUUGGGAUUUUAAGGAGCUAUCUGGGGAAUUAUAUUUGGGGGUUCUCUCGAUUGGAUUGAGAUUCAUUUGGAGCUUCUUUAUCAUCAUCAAGGCAGGAUAGGUUUUUCUGUCGCAUAGGAAUUUUUGGAAUGCUACAAAAAUAGUCUGAAGAAUGGAAUGGUAUGAGGACAUCUUCAGUGUAUCCAUUUCCAAGUGGCGUGAUAGUUCGUCCGACAUGGCUGAACCUGAGCCUUUGGUUCUUGCUGCUCUUGUGGCUGGCUUCAUUGGUAUACUAUCAUUUCUCUACUAUCUCUUUCAAAGGAGGCGUGAUAUUAGUCUAAGUUGGAUGAAGACUAUAGCAAGAACAAAGAAGAAGCGGAAAACAAAGCAUAAAGCUCCUGCUGCUUCUCAUGUUUGGAAAAGUGAAUCUGGAUCUCGCUCAAAGGGUUUGCACUGCUGUGUCUGCUUAGAGUCAGUCUCAUCAUCUCAGAAUCUUGGACAAAUGAUUGCUUCAGACUAUUCCAUACAUCAAUGCGAUGUUUGUGGUACAGCUGCUCACUUUACCUGUUCAUCCAAUGCCAAUAAGGAUUGUAAAUGCAUCUCUAUGAUUGGCUAUGAACAUGUAGUUCACCAGUGGGCUGUGCGGUGGACGGAAAUGGCAGAUUUGUCUGAAGAAACUUCUUGUUGUAGCUACUGUGAAGAGCCAUGUGAUGUAUAUUUUCUUGGUGGUCCUCCAAAUUGGUUUUGUAUGUGGUGUCAAAGACUGGUCCAUGUUGAUUGUCAUGCAAGCAUGGCCAAAGAAACGGGUGAUAUAUGUGAUCUUGGUCAGUUUAAACGGUUGAUUUUAUCACCUCUAUAUGUGAAGGAUCUUAGAGGAUCUGGGACAGGUGGGAUUUUGAGCUCCAUAACUCAUGGUGCAAAUGAAUUGGCAUCUACAGUAAGGGGACAUAUGAGGAGUCGGAGUAAAAGGUUUAAGCAAGGUGUUGAUUCGCCUGCAGAUUCCGCCAAUAGUGGCAGCACUGUUGAUUCUUCUACGGAGAGUAAAGCAGAUACUCUUCAAUCACCGAAAGGUUCUUAUGAGAAUGGUGUGCAAUGUAAUGGAACACGUGGUUCUAUGGACCUACAUCAAAACAGUGGAAAUGAUAGCAAGGUUGAGAGGGUGGCAGGUCCAAAAAGAACUGAAUCCUUCCAACAGAGGGGUGAGUCUCACUCGUUAGGAAUCAAACUAAGUUAUGAAUUGAUUGAUUUGCCUCCUGAUUCCAGACCACUUCUUGUCUUUAUUAACAAAAAAAGUGGAGCUCAGCGAGGAGAUUCACUGAAGCAGAGGUUGCACAUGCUUCUAAAUCCAAUACAGGUCUGUGAAUUGAGUUCAGCACAGGGUCCAGAGGUUGGGUUGUUUUUAUUCAGGAAGGUGCCUCACUUCAAGGUUCUUGUAUGUGGUGGAGAUGGCACAGUUGGUUGGGUUCUUGAUGCCAUAGACAAGCACAAUUAUGAGUCCCCGCCACCAGUUGCAAUCCUUCCAGCUGGUACUGGUAACGAUCUUGCUAGAGUUUUAUCAUGGGGAGGGGGUCUUGGUGCUGUCGAGAGACAGGGUGGCUUGUGUGCAGUUUUGCACCACAUUGAGCAUGCUGCAGUUACCAUUCUUGAUAGGUGGAAAAUACACAUAGAAGAUCUUCAAGCCAAGCUUGCCCAGCCUCCUAAAUUUAUGAACAAUUAUCUUGGUAUUGGUUGUGAUGCUAAAGUUGCUCUUGAUAUUCAUAAUCUGCGUGAAGAAAAUCCAGAGAUGUUCUACAGCCAGUUUCUAAAUAAAGUACUUUAUGCUAGAGAAGGUGCAAAAAGCAUCAUGGACAAGACAUUUGCAGAUUUCCCAUGGCAAGUGAGGCUGGAGGUUGAUGGCGUUGACAUAGAAGUUCCUGAGGAUGCUGAAGGCGUGCUUGUUGCAAACAUCGGUAGUUACAUGGGAGGAGUUGAUCUAUGGCAAAAUGAGGAUGACAGCUAUGACAAUUUUGAUCCUCAGUCCAUGCAUGAUAAGGUUCUCGAAGUUGUUAGUAUCAGCGGAACCUGGCAUCUAGGGAAGCUGCAGGUCGGGCUUUCUCGAGCUCGGAGGCUGGCACAAGGGCAAUCCAUAAAGAUUCAUCUUCUUGCUCCAUUUCCCGUCCAAGUAGAUGGAGAGCCUUGGCAUCAGAAACCUUGCACACUUGCAAUAUCCCACCAUGGCCAGGCGUUCAUGUUGAAGAGAGCAGCAGAGGAGCCACUGGGUCAUGCUGCUGCCAUAAUCACCGAUGUACUUGAAAAUGCAGAAACCAACAAAAUCAUUACUGCUUCACAGAAGCGAGCGCUACUGCAGGAAAUGGCACUCAGGCUCACCUAGGCCUUAUCCUGGUCCACAGGAAGAGGCACUCAGGCUGUCCUAUAUUUUAUCUUCAUAUACAAAUGGAUAUAAGUUUGCACCUAAGUUUGCGUUGGGACAUGGAAUUUCUGCGCAAUGCAAAUAUCGGACACACGAGCAGUUGAUCCUUUGAAAUCUCUUCAAAUCGUUUUUGUACAAUGCAUUCUUUUUUAAUGUUUGCCCCAUUGAUUUUGCCAAGUCUUUGUAAAUAUGGUAGAUUUUGAUGCUUGUAGAUUAUAGCUUUUCUCUAUAUAAAAGCACAUGGAUGUUGAACAUCGUGAGUUUUGCUAGCA